UUAGCGCCCUAGCCCAUGUGCUCCCACUCCUGUGUUCUGCUCUCGCUCUGCAGCGUUCUGGGUGUUCAGGACGGGUUCGAGUGCUACGAGGUUCAAGCCUGCGUCAAGGACUACUGCUUCGGCCGCGCCGACCGGGUGGUGGGCCUGGCCGUGGUGCAGCUGAGGGACAUCAUGGAGAGGGGCAACUGCGCCUGCUGGUGCCCCCUGGGGCAGCGCAUCUCCAUGGACGACACGGGCCUGACCGCCAUGCGGAUCCUCUCCCAGCGCUCCAACGACGACGUCGCCAAGGAGUUCGUCCGGCUCAAGUCCGAGACCCGAUCAGCAGAGGAGGGAAGAUGAGGCUCUGCUUGAUGCAGUGGCACUGCUUUGACCUCUGACCUGUCUUGGCUGCUGUGUAAAACCUCACCAGCUUCCAGUGUUCUUCAACUUCACAUUUUUUUAAGUCUCGUCCGCCUCUACUGAGGAGACAGAACCCAUCCAGAACCUGUCAAAGGGCCGAAUAAGAACCCACCCGCCCCGAGUGUUCUUGUGCAAUAAAUCCAACCCACCCCUCCCAAAGUGUGGCCAAGUGGUUCAAGCCUUACACUCUGCAAGCUGUGAAUGUGUGUUCAUGUAAAAGGAAAGAAAUCCCUGUUUUUAAUGAA
This is a messenger RNA of Poeciliopsis prolifica (blackstripe livebearer), 644 nucleotides long. RefSeq names its product protein unc-13 homolog B-like. The coding region runs from base 16 to 339 and encodes 107 amino acids. The transcript has a single exon. The record is from RefSeq and is a predicted model, not a curated record. Gene Ontology annotation, biological process: presynaptic dense core vesicle exocytosis; synaptic vesicle maturation; synaptic vesicle priming. Lineage: Eukaryota; Metazoa; Chordata; Actinopteri; Cyprinodontiformes; Poeciliidae. Gene Ontology annotation, molecular function: calmodulin binding; syntaxin-1 binding; diacylglycerol binding. Gene Ontology annotation, cellular component: presynaptic membrane; presynaptic active zone cytoplasmic component; neuromuscular junction.